CGGCCGGGCCGGCCGCUCCCGCCCCGCCGCGGCCAUUGGCUGCUCUCCUCGCCCGGCCCGCGGCUCCGCAGCAGCCCAGGUCCGCUCGGACAGCACCGGCUGGGCGCUUGGAGAGCUCCGCGCGGCUCCGGGCGCCCCUCGAGCGCCGGACGCCGCCUUCGCCUUGCCUCCUGCUCCCGCGGGGCUGCGGGGGUCCUCCGGCGGGAGAUGCGCGCCGGCCGCCUGGAUCGCGCCCGGGGCUGGCCUGGGGAGCCUCCCAGCUGCGCGGCGGCCCCUCCGGCCGGGAGGCGAGGCGAGGCGGGGGCGGCGCCUUGCAGGAGGCGUGAAGAUCCCGGCGGAGAGCGAAGUAGUAGUAGUUGGCGUUGCCCGCGGAGGAAAGUUGUUCUUGUCCUUCUUCUUGCCCUUUUCCCCCUCCUUCUUUCUUUUGGAGAGGGGGAGAGGCCCCCUCCCCACUUUCCCGACUCAGCCUUUCCUUCUCCAGAAAGACCAGCCCCGGCGCCUCUCGCUGCCUUGUUCCCACUCCUUCUUCCUGCUUUUCUCCCCAUCCCUCUUUCCUGCUUGGCCCUCCCCCACUCGUCCUUCCUGCUUUCCUCUCCAUCCCUCUUUCCUGCUUGACCCCCCCACUCCUCCUUUCUGCUUUUUUCCAUUCUUUCUUGCUUGACCCCCCACUCCUCCUUCCUGCUUUUUUCUCAUCCCUCUUUCCUGCUUGACCCUCCCCCACUCCUCCCUGCUUUCCUCUCCACCCCUCUUUUCUGCUUGAUUUCCCACCCCCCCACUCUCUCUGCUGCCCCCCCCCGCCAUCCUUCAGGAUGUCCCCCAUCCAAGCCUUACAGCUCUGGUGCAAGCAGCAGUGCGAAGGCUAUAGGGACGUCUCCAUCACCAACAUGACCACCUCGUUCCGGGACGGCCUGGCCUUUUGCGCCAUCCUGCACCGCCACAGGCCGGACCUCAUAGACUUCACUUCCCUGAGCAAGGAAAACGUCUUCGAGAACAACGCAUUGGCUUUCCGGGUUGCUGAGAAGGAGCUGGGCAUCCCGGCUUUGCUGGACGCUGAAGAUAUGGUGGCCCUUAAAGUGCCCGACCGGCUGAGCAUCCUCACUUACGUCUCCCAAUAUUACAAUUACUUCCACGGCAAGUCGCCCAUUGGAGGGAUGGCUGGAAUCAAGCGCCCGGCUUCCCAACCCAGUGAGCAGCCAACCGAGAAAAGAGGGGUUCCUGGGCCGAGGGCCCCAAGCUCAACGCAACCAGCAAGGCCGUCUUUUCUUGAACCCAAAGCAGAACCAGCUGUGGUGGGGCGGAGGCUGGUGAUGGACUCCCCUCCCUCAGUCGAAAGACGGGUCUUAGCCGAGAAGAACACUGCACAACCUAGCAACUGUGCCAUCUGCGGAACUCAUGUCCACUUGGUCCAGCGCCUCCUGAUGGACGGGAAACUAUAUCACAGGAAUUGCUUUAGGUGCAAAAAGUGUUCCAGCACUUUACAGAGAGGAAACUACCAAGCCGGGCUUAGCCCGGGCACCUUCCUUUGCAACCGACAUGCAGGGGCUGAACCUGCCCAGGUUCCUCCUGCCCAGGAGAGCAGGGCAGAGAAGAAGACCACCACCACUUCCAAGACCCCCUCAGGGAACUGUGGGAAGGGGCUGGAACCGCCGCAGGCAGCAUCCCCAGUGCCCAAACCACGUAGGGUCUUCCAGAACAAUGUGACCCUCCAACCAGCAGCAGCUCAUCCACCACCCAAUUCUUGGAGUCCUAAAACUGGCAGGGUCUCCACAAGCCCGAGUCUGUCUCGCUCGCACCCUCCUGCCCCAAGCGCGGAUCUCCCCGUAGCUUCCUCUUCGAUGGAGGUACGCUCCAGGAUCCAGCAGGCUCGGGAGAAAUUCUUCCAGGCUGAUCCAGCCUCUUCUGGCUUCCCUGAGCGAAAACCUGAACCGGCGAGAAAUCACAGCAGCUCUCCUGUCCAGCCUACCCAGGUCCCUGAGAAAACACCCCUCUCUCGAACUCAGCUCCCUGUCAGCAGCAGCAUCAACAGCACCAAUGACAGCAAGAAAGACGAAGCACGGAGCAUCCUUCAGCGCGUCUUACCGGGACCCCAGCCGUCGACCAGCCAGUCAGGAGGGGUUAGCAGCACUGCGGUGCCCCGAUCUUUGGCUUACAACAGCAACCCAUCUUCUCCUGCCCUCUCCAAUUCGCGGGGUCUGCAACCCCAGAAUUCCCCAGCUAGCAAACCCUUUAUCAAGCCAGCUUUUGCAGACGCUCAAAGAGGGGCAGAAACACCCCAUCGGGUCGGGAAUCUCCCCAAGGAUCCUAGCCACAAAGUGGAGGUUGGAGCUGAGCCCCAGAGCAAAGUCAAGGAUGGGUCCAUCGGCACAUCGGCCAACGCUGGAUGUAAAUCGGACACCAAGGUGGUUAAAGUGAAAAAUGCCAGUGGGGCAGAAGAGAAAUUGGAGAACCCAGAAGACUGGAGAGCGAGGCUGAAGCCAGUCAAACCCCCCCAUCAGGACGCAACCAAGCUGUCUCCAAAACCUGCCGAUGUUCACAAAGUGUUGAUCAACAUAGAGGUGAAACCAGGACAAAACGACAAAAAGCCUCCUCUUUUGGUCAUGUCCCCGGCAGCUCCUAACUCUGCACCGCUGGCUGUCCAGCUCCUGAAGAAGAAGCUGUUGGUGCCACAGCUGGAUACCUCCAUCAGCUGGCAGAAAGAGAAGUUGCCGUGGGAAUCUCAGCCAGCCACUGCCAAAGCAGAGAAAUGGAGUCCCUCGAAAACAGUGGUUGCGGCCGCCCAGCCAUCCUCUCUGGGAACCUUCUGGAAGCAUCCGGGUGAUCAAGCCAUCUCUCCCACCAAGCUCCACCCGGAUUACAUCCCCGAGGAAGAGAUCCGGAAAGAAAUGCGGCAGAUUGAAAGAGAUCUGGACAGGCUGGAACAGAAGGGGAUCCCCUUGGAGAAACAGCUGCGGGCUUGCGAGGGAGACAAUUCCGAAGACACCCUGAUGGUGGAAUGGUUCAAACUGAUCCACGAGAAGCAGAUCUUGCUGAGACGGGAAUCCGAGUUGAUGCACAAGAUAAACCAGCAGAAACUGGAAGUAAAGCAGUGGGAUAUUGAGACUGAACUUCGGAGUCUCAUCAGCAAAGCCGAUAACUUGAAGACCGCGAAGGAGAAGGCUCGGGAGAAGGAACUUCUCGACUCGUACUUGGACACGGUCAACGAUCGGAACAAAAUCGUCGAAGACCUGGAUGAGGACAGACUCAGGGAGCUGGAAGAAGAUGAGAUGUUCGUUGACAUGAUCAAGAAGUUUGGUGUGUCUCGCAGUCCCCAGGACAAUGAAAAAAGGAAAAACAAGUUUGGCUUUUUCAGAAUAUUGAAAACCAAGAACUGAAUCCAGGAGGGGAUGCAACCUAAGGAGCUUCAUUACCUGAAACUACGGAUUUAUGUGCUGUUCAGAUAACUUUGUUUCUAAGGAGGAGAAGUGGUUUAGCUGCUCCACGAAGAGGUGAGGGGGGGGGGGAGAAUUGAAGUAGAAGCAGAUCUCCCAGGAAAUCUAGCCGUGCUUGGAUAGUGAGGAGCAAAGCCCUGGGGAGAAAUAGAGGCUCUGAAUGCAGCACUCCUUUGCCUUUUGGAAUUUGCCAAAAAUCCAAGUGCAGUUUGAGCAUCUUCAAACAAAGCUUUGAAGCAAAGACCUCGCACAGAUUCUUUUUUUUCCCCAUCUGCAGGAGAAUUUGGCACAUGUGGCUACCCCCCAUUUUUUUCCCCUGCCAGGGCUAUACCAUUUCAUUUUGCCCAGAAGAGAAAAACUUCCCUUCCUACUAUAAAUAAAUCUCUUUCCAUUGCUCUCCUUCCAAGGAUUUGGGUGCCAUCCCUGGGAGAAAUCACCUUCUGGACACUAGGUGGCGCUGUAGCUCUCAGCAGGCCUGUUUGCCAGCGACUUGGGGGGGGGGGAAUUCUCAGGAAUUUUAAUUCAAACAUCAUCACCACAAUCGCCACGUGUGCGUCUAUUUCCAUGAUUUGGAGAAUCCCAGCCACCAGAUUUACUCCAGAAUCUGGCCUGCGGGAUGAUCCCAAUGGCCUUUUUUUUUUCUUUUUUUUUUUUUACUUUUGUACAUUAUAAUAAAUCUAGAAUAUUUUACGACUGACAAUUUGCAAACUUCAAGGGGAGGUGGUGUCAGUGCCUUUUCUAAAAUCUAGAUUUCAUCUCCUGGGUGGCCCAGAAGCUCGAGGCAGAAGCUAAGAAGAAGAAGGAGGAGGAGGAAGGGGAGGAAAUAGGUGACUUCUUACAACCAGGAGCAUUUUUUUCAUUAAAAUGGUAACUAUUCAGGUGUUUGAGGGGUCAGCACCCCAGUUGUUAAGGAUAGGAGAGAAAUACUUGAAAUAACUUGCCAGACAAUUGACUCAGAAAGUUGCAGCUGAAAUCCAGGUAGAUCACAACCUCUUCUGAGACCAUGAAGCCAUUUAAACCAGUCUUGGUGGACUUAACUGGGAGAAAACACUGUAUAGGAUGCAGUUGGAUAACUCUGGAUAACUAGAGUGAAAUUCUGCUUUGGAUAGGAGAAAAACAUCUCCUUUUAGGACUCUUGACCCCCCAGGAGAAUCACAGAAGCCUAAUGAGAUGGAAACCAUGGAGACAUCAGACUGGAAACUGGUAUAUUUAUCCAGAAGUUGGUGCACGACCUGAAACAGAGAAGGGUCAUGAGCAAACCAAAUCAGGCACUUGGGGCAGAAGAUCCAGAGAACCUGAUGAUGAUGAGGAGCAGGCAUGAAGAUUAGGGCUUCUGUACAACCUGACCUGCAAAGAUUGCUCUCUGAGUCAACUGAUAGGGCUUGGGUGGGCCAGAAGGAUGGAAAAUCUGGCUCCAGGUUCUUGGAAUGAUGGAUCUAGAUAACAAGGGAAGCACCCAAUGCAGGAGUUCAGGAGACUUCCUUAAGGGACAGGAGCUUCAGGGAACUAGCCAACUGAGGACCAAGCCCAACGAAGUCCGGAAAACCUCAGACUUUGAUCCAACCUCGUUCAACUUUCACAUCUUUGCAAGGUGACUGCAUGACCAAAGCCCCUUGCCCAUUAUUCUGAGGAUUUUGGAGUUGGCGAGAGAGGCCGGUGGGCUUUUCCAGGAACUGGAGUCUGCUAAGGACCGUUUUUAGCCAAAAAAUAAAAAAAAAAAUGGAGAAGGAACGCUUGGCAGGCGAGAAGCAGCAGAUGCUUCCUCCCCGCCUUUCGUUCUUGCCCUUCUUUUGUUUGUGUUCGUUUUAUGUGUGCGAGUGUGUCAUUUCAAUUUAAGCAAUGCUCUUUUUCCUCUGCAACAUAAAACAUUUAGCAAUGAA
Messenger RNA from Crotalus tigris (Tiger rattlesnake), 5308 nucleotides. RefSeq names its product MICAL like 2 (gene MICALL2). The record is from RefSeq and is a predicted model, not a curated record. Lineage: Eukaryota; Metazoa; Chordata; Lepidosauria; Squamata; Viperidae. The transcript is spliced from 17 exons. Bases 810 to 3371 code for a protein of 853 amino acids. Gene Ontology annotation, molecular function: protein binding.